Messenger RNA from Salvia splendens (bonfire salvia), 1638 nucleotides. RefSeq names its product glycosyltransferase BC10-like. The transcript is spliced from 11 exons. Gene Ontology annotation, cellular component: membrane. NCBI's taxonomy places the organism in Eukaryota, Viridiplantae, Streptophyta, Magnoliopsida, Lamiales, Lamiaceae. Gene Ontology annotation, molecular function: glycosyltransferase activity. The record is from RefSeq and is a predicted model, not a curated record. Bases 225 to 1355 code for a protein of 376 amino acids.
GUCCCCUCCGCUUAGCAAAGAAGAACAAAAGUAAUAAGAGCAUCUCCCAUUCCCAACUAACUGAAUCACCCUUCCCUUUCAAACCAAACUCUUUCGUUUUCUAUUCCUUCAAUUGAUUUAUUUUCUUAACUCCAUCGAUCGCGCUCUCCACUUACAAUGUACAUGAAGAGAAAGAAGUGGAAGUGGUAGGUUGGGAUUAAGCAGUUUGUUUGUGUAUGUGAGCGAUGACGAAGAAGCCGGGGCUGUCGAUGCGCCACGUGCUGUGUUUCGGGUGGAAGCUGGUGAUUCUAGUCUCCGUCGUGCUUUGCGUCUUCGCUUAUCUCCGAAUCCAGCAGUAUUCUCAGUCCACGGCUGCUCUGCCGCGGAAAUCUCGCUCUCUCGCCUACGAUUUCAGCGGCAAUCCUAAGAUGGCGUUCCUGUUUCUCGUUCGGAGAAACUUGCCCCUUGAUUUCCUCUGGGAGAGCUUUUUUGAGAAUGUUGAUAUGGAAAAUUUUUCAAUAUAUAUACAUUCUGAGCCAAAUUUUGUGUUUGAUCAAUCUACAACAAGAUCGGCCAUCUUUUUCGACCGGCAACUGAGAAAAAACAUUAAGGUAGCCUGGGGAGAAGCAAGUAUUAUUCAAGCUGAGAGGAUACUUUUUGAAGAAGCCCUUCAGGAUCCUGCAAAUCAAAGAUUUAUACUUCUAUCAGACAGCUGUGUCCCUCUGUACAACUUCAGCUAUAUCUACCACUAUCUCAUGGGUUCUCCAAGAAGUUUUGUGGACAGCUUUCUUGACAAAAAAGAUGUUCGCUACAAUCCAAAGAUGUCUCCAGCUAUACCAAAGCAGAAAUGGCGGAAAGGAUCGCAGUGGGUCACCUUGAUUCGAAGGCAUGCAGAAGAAGUUGUUGAUGAUGAAAUCGUUUUUCCCAUCUUCAAGAAGUUCUGUAAGAGGCGCCCGCCAGUUGAUGCAAGUAAGGGCAGGAAGAAUCUGAAGCUUCAGAAACAGCACAACUGUAUACCAGAUGAACACUACGUACAGACAUUACUCGCAAUGAAAGAUCUUGAAACUGAACUCGAAAGAAGAACAGUUACCUACACUGUAUGGAACCAAUCCACAACAAACACGGAUAAUGGCGGUUGGCAUCCUUUCACAUUUAGCUACGCAAAUGCAGGAUCAGAACAAAUAAAAAGAAUAAAGGAUAUCGACCACGUAUACUAUGAAACAGAAUACAGGACAGAGUGGUGCAGUAACAAUUCCACAUCUGUUCCCUGUUUUUUAUUCGCAAGGAAAUUUUCUCAAGGAGCUGCUAUGCGCCUUUUGAGUCAAGGAGUAGUCGGUAACUUUGAUGUGUCUGCAUUACUGGAUGCAACACCCUGAUUUUUGGCCUGGAUAUGAUAACUAACUUUAACAUAGGGUGAUAAAAUGUCUCAGAAAGUUUUGCUUACUUUACAUUCAGUUGGAGGCACAAUGCUAUGCUACAUUUAUACAUAGAUAUGUUAUAUAUAUAGAGAGAGAGGCAGAGAGAUGUCCUAGAGCAGUAAAAACAGUUAGAAUAGGCUACUUGUUAGAGAUUAAUACCUCUUUGAGUGUAGAAGAAACAAGUAAUGUAUGAUGUGCAGCCCUUGAUUCAGUUUUAGUAUAAUACUCUUUCCAUCCCAAA